This is a messenger RNA of Leguminivora glycinivorella, 941 nucleotides long. RefSeq lists its product as uncharacterized. The record is from RefSeq and is a predicted model, not a curated record. Bases 171 to 791 code for a protein of 206 amino acids. The transcript is spliced from 2 exons. Lineage: Eukaryota; Metazoa; Arthropoda; Insecta; Lepidoptera; Tortricidae.
UUUGCUGUGCUAUUUAUGAUAAAGAAUAAUAUUUGAAAGAACUACGUUUAUUAUUUAUUAGAUAGUAUAAACUGAUUUAUACUACAUAUCGGAUUUCGGUUCUUGCUGAACAAACAGUUUUGAUAUAGUGCGAUAAUUACACAUUACAAUACGAUCAAUCGUUUAUAGCCAUGGGAAAAGGAAAGGUACUAAGUAACGACGUGCGUAAUGUGUUAUACAAAGUUUUGACUUUCUUUGAUAUGGAGAAGAAAAACAAAAAUGUUUUAUUGCCAGUAGAACGAGCCUUGGAACGUGCCGCUAUCGCUACAGGCGUGGGAGAGCGCACACUCCAACGAAUAAGAAAAGAAGCAGAGAGAAUCAAAGCAGCUGGAUUAUAUGAUGGAGAAGCAGACAUAAUUAAUUUCCCAACUCGAAAAAGAAAAAAUCCCAAAAAGAGAUUGGGUAUAGAUGAUGCUAUGAUAGAAAACAUAAGAAAUAUCAUCCACAGAUUUCAAACACAGAAUCAACCCAUAUCUUUAAAAAAAAUCCUAUUUGCUGCCAAGAAUGAGUUAAAUUUUCCAGGACAAAUGGCUACAUUGCGUAGAAUCAUGAAAGAUAAACUAGGAUGCAAAUUCAAAAAAUGUGAAAAACGUCGCUGGGAAUUGAUAAUGGAAAAGCCCCCAGAUGUUGGACAGAAUUCACAGAAUGUGCAAAUUGGCAGUAAACCGGCAGGAGAUUUUGAACACAUAGUAGUACCAGUACAGCCAGGUACCAGAGCAGUUGGAGGACCAGCGCAGCAUUCGCCGCAGUAGACACACAGUACGUUAGAAUGAUUAUGGAGUCUCCGGUCUCUUGAAUGGACGUGAAUAUUCUGGCGACGGAGCCGCCAAACAGAAGUAACACGGUGACAGCUGAUAGUUGGCCUGUGCUGCCGUUUUUGUAAUUUGUGAUUACUUGAAUUG